AUGGAUAUCACGACGUGGGUGGCAAAAGGGCGGCGCGCUUUCAGGUCCAAAAAGGAUAAAAGGAUAGACACUGGUAGUGUCGGGGAUGAACAAACAUCAUCAACACCUGAAGACAUCAACAAUCUAACCCCCCCUAAGCCCACAGCAGCUGAUCAGCCGCCUGAUGAGAUUUUCGUUCCAAAUGAAUCCGAUGUACUUCCCGAGUCGAGCGUCGUGGCCCCAGAGAGUGAAACACCCACCGACCUGCCAACCAAAGACUCAAAGAAGCCAGAAGAAGCCAUUUCGCAAAGUAACGAAAUCAACAAAGUGUCUUCUUCAAUAACCUCCGCGUCGAACAGGCUUGAUUCAGCCGAAUCUUACCACCAGGCGCCCCGAGACUUGUGGGAAGUAGCUUACGAUAAUCUGAGGCUUCAACAUGCCGACUUAUUGGAGGAAUACGAAAGAAUAUUGACGUUAUGGCUACGUGCAUACUCACUACAGCAAAAUCGGAAAUUUGACUGUAUUGAAGAACCAGGGAAUCUAUUUCAAUGUUCAAAUCAUCAAGAAAGGCGACAAUACGCGCAGAAUAUUAUUGCCUUCUGUCUCGAUGCUCAGCAAGAAAGAGAUGCUGGUGCUGAUUCUGGUGAUGAGGGUAGUCAAAACUCCAAUUCUGAAACGAUUUCACUCAGAUUCUCCAAAGAAACUCGAGACGUGUUGAAAUCAUCAAUCGACAAUGUUGAAGAUGCAGCCCUUGCAUGGGCAGGAACAUGCCUUGCUCUACAGGGCCUUUUGGAUUCUACCGACCGACCGGAAAAAUUACUAGGCAUCAACUAUAUCGCAUCUAGAAUGGCGUGGUAUACCCUGCUCCCUAAGCUUCUCGAUGACGAUGAAAGCGAACAAACAAGUCUCCGAGAUCGUAUCACAGAACUUUACCAACAAAUUUUCCUUUUCCAAAUUCGCAUAGUCUGUUCUCAAACAGAUACCAUUCAAGAGAGCGAUUUUUUCCAAAUCGAUCAAGAUCUAUUUUCCAGAGAUGGAGACUUGAAUGAGGCCGAUGUGGUAAAGGCAGAGCAAGCACUUAUGUGUUUUAAAGGGAAUCACAUUGAAGCUCAGAUCCGCAGCCUUGUCACGUUUCCCAACGAUGAGAAAAAUGAUGUGAUUGGAGAUGAGACACCAGAGCCUGAGGAGAGCGAUAUGAAGAUUACAAUAAAAAAUUUAAACGCAGUCGAUCCGCGAAAGAAUAAUUUAGAAGCGAAUAUCCCAUCACUUGAAAGUCUCUAUGAAUGGGUCAAUUCAACUCCUGAAUUCAAGGAUUUCACUAUGGGAGAAUCACGCUUGCUUUGGGUUUGCGGUGACCCAGAUGCUGGCAGAACGAUGGUGUUUUGGUCGAUUAUCCGUGGGCUCUCUCAGACGAGUCUCGGCUUAGAACCGAAGUUUCUGUCAUUUUCAAUGUGCGGUACUGGUGAAAAUGAAGUGGAAAGCACUGUGUCUGUGCUUAAGACCCUUAUCUACCUCGUCUUGAAUCACCAACCUCAGCUGAGCAAAUAUCUGAUAGAAAAGUGCAACUCAACAGACAGAAAGGAUUUUUCUGAUUCCAAUGACAAAUACGCAUUAACGUUGCUUCUAUACGAAAUUAUCAGAGAUGAAACAUUUAAACCAACUAUAUUCCUAAUCGGAGGAAUUGAUGAAAUCAUUUUCGAAGACGAAGAGCCAAGCUCCUUUGCAUCAUUUAUCAAAACAACUAUGAAUUUAUCACAAAAUGUUAAAUGGCUCAUAUCCAGCUCAACUGAGUCAUUUGAGAGUUUUUCUAAAUCAGAAGAUCUGCAUAUAGCUAAAGAUCAAUGCAUAAAUAUCGAUGGCGCAUAUGAUGCAAUCCAGAGAACUUUAAAUGAUCAUUAUAUCCCUUCAAAGGUUGAUCAGCUAGCAAAACACUGGAGUAUCGAAGAAGAGUUUCGAAAUGAAAUUACUGAACUCCUAAAGAAGAUAUCUUCAGGAACCUUUCUACGGGUUGACUUAGCGUGCCAGGCGAUACAACGAGAAAAUCCUUGGCAUGCCCCAAGUAUUCUCCAAUUGUGGUUAUCGCAGCCUCCAGCAGCAUAUUCUGAUCCAUUAUACAACUUUUACGCUCCUAUGCGCGAAAAUAUUAAGAAUCUACCUUUCAAUGAUUCCAAUAUUUGCGUCGAUGUGCUAAGUACAAUGGCAACAGCAGCUAGACCUCUGAAUCUUGUGGAGUUGGAAGUACUUUUGGAUUUUCCGGCAUACUUCAAUGUCAAAGUCCUCGUGGAAAAAUGUUUCACAUUCCUAGAACUACGUGACGACACAGUCCAUUUCCCGCGCAAAACCGCCAGAGAUUUCGUUCUCAAGGAGUCAGAGAGUAAAAGGGCAGGCUUGCAUUCGCGAAUGGUUGAACGCUGUCUCACAUCUCUAUCAGAAUAUUGGAGUUUACCUUCGACAAAUUCAUCCCAAAGCCGAAGCAAAAACUCAGAACUCCCUACCGGCUAUUUGGCACUAUAUUGGGCUCGACAUCUUUGUAAUAUUGACGAUGCUAAUAAUGUUAUACAUAUAGUUACUGAGUUUUUCACUCAGAACCUCUUGAAAUGGUUGGAUCUCUUAGUAUCUUCAGGGUUGUUAUCUCAGGCAAGAGCUCUAGUAUCAGCUUUACAAAGCCAUGUCAAGAAGCGGGAAAUAGGAGCACGCGCUGAUGAUAGCCGCUACCGGACGUUCGUGAGCAUUAUCAAUGAAACGAACCAGUUAUUACGUUUCCACAACAUGAUUCAGGGUGCCGUUGGUCUUACAGCCAGAGUGACUCUCCUGUUCUGUCCUCACAAUACGACGAUGCAAAAAAUAUUCCUGCCCAAGGAAUGGCCGCAACUUGAAGGCCCCCCAAUGUUCAAAAAUUAUUGGGACCCCGCUACUCAUAUUUUAACAGGUCAUUCAGACUAUAUUCGUUGCUGUUCCUAUUCUCAUGAUGGAAAAUUCUUAGCUUCUGGCUCAGAUGAUGGUUCUAUACGUCUCUGGGAUACAGCGUCAGGAAAUGUACAACAUAUAUUUCGAGCUUUUGAUAGUGAUUAUGUGUAUAACAUUGCUCUAUCCUCCUCUGGAUUUAUUGCUGCGGCGAGCCAGACAACCAUUGGAAUAUGGAAUUUAUCUACUGGACAACUGCCGAAACUACCAGUUGAUGAGUAUGUGUGCAACAAAUUCGUCUCUGUCGGGGAUAUUACGUUUUCGAAUGACGGAAACAUGCUGGCAGCGGCGGUUCAGAGAGAUAUUAUUUUUUGGCAUAUUCUUGACUCCAAACUCAUCCCACAAAAGGUAGAUGCUUCCUACAAAGAUGAUAUUCGCUUCAUCAAAUUCUCUGAGCAUGAUACUCUUUUUGGAUCAGUGUCAAAUCAAACGGUUACUAUCUGGAGUCUGAAGGAUGAGGUGACUGACGGCGUCAUGGAUGGAGCAGUUCAAAACGCAGAGUUUGCUAUACAGAAUAACCGAAGGUUGAAGAAGGAAACAGACUUGACUAUAUCUACCUCACACAAUGAUUGGGCAUGUGGGAUUGCCUUUUCACCAAAUCUAAAGUAUGUUGCCACCGGGACGGAUGAAGAAAACAAAGUAUACAUAUGGGACUGGGAGUCGGGAAACCCUCCCAUGAUUCUCACUGGACACACGGGCAGUAUCAACACAGUCGAAUUCUCAUCUGAUGGUUUAUUUCUAGCAUCUGGAUCACAGGAUGGGACAAUUAGAAUGUGGCGAGAGCCAUGGACUGCCACACAACCCCCCUUAAUACUAAGCGGACACUCAAGGAGUGUGUACGAUUUAUCAUUCUCGCCUUCUGAGACAUGCCUUGCUACCUGCUCCAGCGAUGAAACCAUUCGAAUCUGGGAUUACGGCAGCUAUAAAACACAAGUACAGUCGGAAAUUGACUUAAGGCAGAGUCAAAAUACUCCACACGCGCGGCGUAUCUCACGUAUUGCACUGUCUGAGGAUGGGAAGUGGGUGGCAUCAGCCUCCGCAGAUGGUUUAAUUUGUUUAUGGGAUGGAAUUUCUGGUGUGCUCCAACGAAGCUUAUGGGAGCAUAGACAAGAUAUUGAAUCGCUUGUAUUCAGUCAUGAUUCUCGCAAAUUGAUAUCAGGAUCCGAUGACAGAACUGUUCGUAUUUGGAACUUAGAAGAUGACUUCCAGUCACGCCCACUCCUCGGUCACCGAGAUUGGGUACGCUGCGCUGUAUUAUCGCGCGAUGGAACAUUUGUAGCUUCGGGAUCUGAUGAUAGGACCGUACGCGUUUGGGACCUUAGGUAUGAGUUUGGACAUGAUCUUUCGAAUCAGGAAGAGGAGGAAGAAGAGGAAGGAGAAAGAGGGGAGUCGAAUGGUGUCCAGGGGCUAAGAAUACUGAGUGGUCAUAGAGACUACGUCAUGUGCGUUUUAUUUUCACAAGAUGGAAAAUACGUCGUGUCUGGUGCUGAUGAUGGUGAGAUCCUACUUUGGAGCCUUCACACCGAUCAAGCCAACUCUUCGACUCAAUUGACAAGAAUUAAAAAUAGAGGGGACGGACGCAUAAAUGCUAUGACCUUCUCAGCCGACUUCAAAAGGCUCAUCGCAUCUUAUGCUGGAAGUAUAUCCAUAUGGGAUAUUACUGGGGAGGAUGGGAAUAUAAGAUCUGAGGGUAUGAUUAAAUCAGAAACAAGGUCAGGUAUCUACUCACUGAGCGUCAAUAUCAAGUACCCUCAGUAUGUCAUAUCAGAGGGGGGCCCUAUACUUAUCGAAGACCUGAGAGAAGGUGCAAAAGUGGAGAUAGUAUCUAAGCCAUGGUGCCCCUAUAGUGUUAUGUCCGACACAGAGACAUGGAUCACCUGGAACGGUAAGAAGGUUGUCCUCUUGCCAGGUCAGUAUCAUCCAGAGUCUGGUAGGAAUACUAUGAGAGUUGGAGAACAAACAAUUAUCAUCGGCUGUAUCACGGGAGAGGUUUUAAUUUUCCGGUUUAAAAAGGAUGCAAUUUGGCUGGAGACAUUACACCAGUAG
Messenger RNA from Trichoderma asperellum CBS 433.97, 4989 nucleotides. RefSeq lists its product as uncharacterized. The record is from RefSeq and is a predicted model, not a curated record. Gene Ontology annotation, molecular function: protein binding. NCBI's taxonomy places the organism in Eukaryota, Fungi, Ascomycota, Sordariomycetes, Hypocreales, Hypocreaceae.